AUGGGUUCAAGGGGAGGAGCGAAGGUUUUGCAGCUGUCUCGAGCGAGCAGAAUGAGGACGAAAUUGCAGACGGCGUUGGAAGCGAGCGUUUUGGAGAUAGAAGACGUGUCUCAUCAGCACGCAGGCCACGCCGCCAUGAGGGCCAACGCUAACAACAAGGAUGGCGAAACGCACUUCAACCUCAAGGUCGUGUCCCCGAAAUUCGAGGGGCAGAGCCUGGUGAAACGACACCGCAUGGUGUACGACGCCUUAGCUGACGAGCUCCAGUCUGGUCUCCAUGCGCUGUCUAUUGUGGCCAAGACUCCCCAAGAGAUUGGCCCCAAAUAA
Messenger RNA from Prunus avium (sweet cherry), 327 nucleotides. Its product is annotated as sufE-like protein 1, chloroplastic/mitochondrial. Lineage: Eukaryota; Viridiplantae; Streptophyta; Magnoliopsida; Rosales; Rosaceae. The record is from RefSeq and is a predicted model, not a curated record. Gene Ontology annotation, cellular component: chloroplast. Gene Ontology annotation, biological process: iron-sulfur cluster assembly.